Alternaria alternata is the source of this 507-nucleotide messenger RNA. RefSeq names its product NuA4-domain-containing protein. The coding region runs from base 1 to 507 and encodes 168 amino acids. The transcript is spliced from 3 exons. NCBI's taxonomy places the organism in Eukaryota, Fungi, Ascomycota, Dothideomycetes, Pleosporales, Pleosporaceae. Gene Ontology annotation, cellular component: NuA4 histone acetyltransferase complex. The record is from RefSeq and is a predicted model, not a curated record.
AUGCCCUACUACGAGAGGCUACGACGCGACCUGCGCGAAUCGCUGAACAAGAAGCGCCUGAUCGAUAACAACCUGCUACAACUCGAAGAUAACAUCUUGCGAGUCGAGACACAAUACCUCGAAGAGACGAGCGCCGGGAAUAUCAUCAAGGGCUUCGAUAACUAUAUCAAGGGCGCAGCAACCACCACGACAGCAGGGGGAGCAGGCACUGCAACCAGGCGCAAGGCUCCCAUCAGUGAUGCGGACCGCAUCUUCAGCCGGAGCUCUACAAGCUUCUUGAGAGUAUCUAGAGAUACGAUGCUGAUUGCUCUACAGGAAUCGUCGACGCCAGGCUCUGCGACGCCAUCGCACGCUCCUACGCCAACUUCUUCCUUCCCUACGCGCGAGUCGAGUCAACCUACAAACGGCGCGAGACCAGGAGGCAGUAAGAAGAAGAAGGCAGCCGACGAUGAUGACGAGGACAGCAACAAGACGAAGCGACAGAAGAUCUCCUACGGCCGCGAGUGA